AAUUCAUUGUUAUUGUUUUAAUCUUUUUUUUGAUUACGAUUUUUUAAUCACUGAGAUAAUUUUAAUUCUAUCAAUUUUUAACCUUUUCAAUUCUUAAUUCACCGAACAACCUGUUAAUCUAAACCAAUUCAGCUAAUUUUGCUCUUCAAAUAGCUUAAUUAGCUAUCCUUUCGUAUUAUAUGUGCAUCAACUUUGAAAGUCAUUUUUUUAAAUUUGUUUGUUGAUUUUUUCUCUCUUUAAUUUUACUAAUAAUCCUUUGGUUUGUGUAUGAUAAUUGAUUGUUUUAAUUGUAUAAUUGGAUUGCUCAACAAGUUGGUUGUUUAACAACGUUUGAUUUGUUUCUCUCUUUAGCCGAUUAUCUUAACUAAAAGCUGAAGUUGAGUCGGCGGAUUCUCAUAGUGUCCUUUGUGUUUGUGUCUCUUUUUGCUUGCCUUUAAAUAACGUCCAUUUGUUGGUCUGUGCUUGUUGACACUUUCUCGCUCGAUUAGUUGACUUAUUCUUGUGUUCUUUUUACUUUUGUAUAUAUACAAAUCUGUUGAGUAAAAUGGAGACAAAUCUGUCACAGCCCAUUUAUUUCCUUCAAACCGCAAAGGUUUCUGAUAAUAUGAAACAAGCAUUUACCUCUUUAAAUCGGGAAUUUUUGAAACCAACUUGGAUUAGUUUUGAAAAUGUGGAAAGAUUGGCCGAUCAAUCUCCAGGAUCGGUAUUGGUUAUUGACGCGAUCGACUCAAGAGAAGCGAAAAAGAUCCGAUCUAUGUGUUCCCAGAAAUUCAAAGAAAAUCGUGAUGUUAGCCCUAAAUACAUCGCCUUAAGAGUCUUUACCGCUUUCGCACUUCUUUCAAUUAACCCAAGGGAAAUUAAACAUCUACCACUAUCAAAGUAUCCAAUUACCAGUAUUUGCAUGAAGAAUUGUCAUGUUACCGUUUCUGGUUUUGGACUUAGGAGAGGUAAACAAAUCUCCAAGAGGCUGUUCAGCAUGGGGGCUCCAGUGAAACGUGGCCUACAUGAACGGACUCGUUUUGUUAUUGCCGAUAAUUGGACCACUGCUAAAGUUACUCAUUUACGACGCUUUUGUGAUGCCCCCUGUAUAAUUAAACCUGAAUGGGUUGAAAGGUGCUGGGAAAUGAGGGAAAAUCUUAAAGAUGCCAAAGAGAUAGUUGAUCAAUAUAAACUCCCGAUUUUCGCUGGGAUGCAUUUCUGUCUUUCUGGGUUUGACACCAAUACGAGGACUAAAAUGGUUAGAACCAUAAAAGAAAAUGGUGGUACCUAUUGUAAAGGUUUACAGUUACCAAAGUACAAAUUUCCAGGAGAAACUCAAGUUCAUUCACGAAGUGAAUUGGGAGCAUCUACUUCUCCUUACACUACUCAUUUAAUUGUUUCUGAAAAAAAAGGUCCCAAGUAUGAGGCAGCCAUGAAGCUUGAUGAUCCACAGCAUCAAAUAUACAUUGUGAAUUUGGAUUGGUUGAUUGUUUCCAGAGAUUAUCAUUUUCCCCAACCCGAAAACGAUCCUCGAUUCUGUGCCCGUGAUAAAGAAGCCAUUUUGGAAAUAAAGAAAGCAGAGUUUGAACGAAAUUUCAAAGCAGUAUUAGAACUAACUCAAAGACCAAAUGGUAGUAUGCACCGAAAUUCAGUCGAGAAUUCUCAAGAAAUCCAAAAAACACAAACAUCUUUGGAUCCAAAUGUUGAAUUACAACAAUUACUCAAUUCAUCGCCUAUUUUGGACGCUGAACGCGACAAAAUCUUUAAAGAUCUUAGCUUUUUCAUCUGUGGCUUUGCUCCUGCCGAUCAGGCAAAUAUCAAGAAAUACAUUUCUCGUUGUGGUGGAACUGUUUAUACCGAUCUUGUCGCUACAGUUACUCAUGUUAUCUGCGGACAUCAAAUGGCCAGUAAAGACGCUUUGUCCAUAAGAAGGCACCAUGACAAAGUUCGUCCCAUUUGUAAAGUUAACCUUGAAUGGUUAUUAAACUGUGUUCGAGGUAACGUUCUCCUACCUGAAGCGAUUGAUGCACCAAUUGAAAAGUUUCUCAAUCGAAUCCAAUCAACCCAAGACUUGGAUCAAGAUGAGCGGAUGGAAAUAUUUAGAGCUCGAGCGGAAACAAAAGCCACUGACAUGGACAAUAAAUUAAAAGAACUCGAGGCAAUCGAAGGAUCAAAUGGAAAUCGUCCUAAUGGUAAAAGGAGAUUAAGAAUUGGCGGUGGCAAUUCACCAAUCAAAAUAACCAAAAUCACUAAUCACAAUGAAACAAUUGAUUCCACUCCUUGUCCUAUUCUUUAUCGAUAUGAAGACCUUUGAUAAUUUCAUAAAUGACUUUUUCUUAUUCUUUCUCUUUCUUUUUUCUCAAAACAAUUUGUACCUGUUAAUUGCCUUAUUAUGAAUCACCUUGUUAACAAUUUAUUUGAUUCAGUUAUUAAAAUUUUUCUCUGACUCACAAAA
Molecule: messenger RNA, 2434 nt
Organism: Panonychus citri (citrus red mite)
Lineage: Eukaryota; Metazoa; Arthropoda; Arachnida; Trombidiformes; Tetranychidae
Product: DNA topoisomerase 2-binding protein 1-A-like
Exons: 2
Coding region: 545-2293 (582 amino acids)
Biological process (GO): DNA replication initiation; mitotic G2 DNA damage checkpoint signaling; mitotic DNA replication checkpoint signaling
Source: RefSeq, a predicted model, not a curated record